GUGACAUAACAAUGUUGACACUUCUUGUCCACGUCUGCGUUCAUCCCUAACCUGGCGUUCCUAAAAUGUUGAUCAGGACGGAUUCAACGUGGCAGAUCCUGUCUUUGGCUAUUUUGUCUUCCAUGUCGCCAUCUUUUGCCAAAACGAUCCAAGGAACGUUCACAACAGCCCUGGCGCAGGCAUCAUUCGGCCAAUAUCUGACAUCAUUUUGCUUCCAUGGAGAAACAGCAGAAAUUCGGUAUAUCCUGAAUACGACAGGUCAGACACCUCCUAAAAUCUACCUCUUCCUGCAUGAGGAUUGGCCGGAAGCUGCCGAGGCGAAGACAUGUGAGGACAAGCUUGAGAGAGCCCGGGUUGUCUUUGAGUUGGUCAAUGUAACUGGGAAGUACGUGGUCUCCCAUUUCAAGUACCCUCGCAUCUGGCAUGUCCUCUAUGCGGAUGGAUACACUUGUUCACCAGGCCGUCCUGUCACACCUGUGGAACAGCCAAACUACAUUCAAUAUGACCUCCAGUUGGUCAACCCAGACUCCCUGGGAAACCCCACAGAACAUUUUAGUGAUGAAGAAACUGGGUUGCUGAGGUUUUACCAGCUGCUGACGGUGGCCUAUUUCGUACUGAGCUGCAUCUUUGGACCUCAGAUCUGGCAGGCAAUGAGCAAACACGGGCCCAUGCAGUUAGUUCUCCAGCUGCUGACAGCAUCCAUGGGACUUCAGGCUGUGUUAGCAUUCUUCAUGAUGGUUCAUCUUCACAGGUAUGCCAGGGACGGCAUGGGUUACCCCUCCUACGAGUUGAUGGCUGAAUUCUUUGACGUCCUCUCACAGUUCGCCAUGCUCUACAUGUUACUGAGCCUCUCUCUGGGCUGGACUCUUGGAAGUUCACACAAAUCGUCUCAUCUUGAUAUCAUCAGGAAAAAACCAGCAGCCAAAGUGGUUGGGGUCUUAGCUGUUAUACAGGGUUUUCUGUUUCUAUGGGAACAGUAUCAGGACCGUGAGCACCGGCUGUAUCAUGCGCACCGCAGCCAUGCUGGUGCAGCCCUGGUUGUGUUGCGCAUUUUGCUGGCGUCUCUGUUUGCUUGGAAUCUCUACACAACAGUUGCCAAACAGAGGAGCGCACUCAAAAAAGACUUUUAUUCAUCAUUUACAAAAUCCUGUAUGCUGUGGUUUCUUUGUUAUCCUGUGUUUGUGAUAUUCUCCUGGAUUUUCUCUGAAUACCUACGUUAUAAGCUGGUGACCAUGGGUGUGGUCUUGUGUCAGUCGGCAGCUGUCAUAAUGCUCUAUAGGUUAUUUUUCUCACGCAGUUUAUAUUGGGAGGUCUCUGCACUAUCAAGUACUUUACCCCUGCGCUUAGACAAAAGUUUUAGUCUGAAGUCUUAUUCCUAACGGUGAAUCUGUAACGUAAUCUCCAGUGUAUUUGUCAUCAUUUGUCUUGUCAUCAUACAGUCGAAAUCUCAAAAUCUUCAGUGAUAUUAUAAUACCAUAAAACCAUUGAAAUGUUUUGAAUUAUUUCAUUUGAACUUUGUAUGAAGCUAUUGGUCUCAACUUCUUGUGUUGGCACAACUUCUUGUGUUGGGCUGAAAUCUUGUAAAGAGAGUAUUUUUUGUGUGGUGUGGCGAGUGACAGGAAAACAUGUGUUAAAAAUUCUCUGGUUUCAUAUCGGUAGUGUACCAGUAGACAGAUAAUAGCUUUUAUGCGUUCAGCCAGAGAAAAUGUUAGAUGACUGUUUGUAGAUGGCUGGUCUUGUUCUUAUUUAGACCGCUUCACUAACUCUAUAUGAGUAGUAGUGGAGUGUUAUAAGCCUGCUCUGAGUGCACAAGUAGUGUGCCAGAGGAUUGUCAGUAGUCAGCCAGGGGAUUGUCUGUGCUCAAGCCUUGGGAAUUGUAGAGGACUGCUUGUACACAGUUGGUUGGUCAUCUUACCCGCCGACCCCUGCGUCAGCGAGAAAAUAAAAUGACAGGGUAGACAGCUCCAUCGAUAUUAUGCACAACGGUUAACUAAUUUCACUACAAAUAAAUAUCAUUUGAUAGCAUUGCAAAAUGUAGAGUAAAAACUAUUUGAAAUCUUUUGUCUCGAUGUUAGAGUCACAUUUAUUUCAUUAAACUGACAAAAUUCAAUCUCUAUAUGCCCAAUAACGGAAUAACGUAAAUAUAUAUAUUUUCUUUUUUUUUUGGUUUUAUUGAAAGGAAACACAUGUAGCCAAAGUGGCACAGGUAUAUAUUAUCAUAAUUUAUGGAUGUAUUAUGUAUGAAUGGUGAGCUGUGUGCAAAUUAUUCCACCCAUGUGUUCAUAUUUAUUUACUCGUAUGCGUUGUGUUACCAAUAAAUUAUGACAAUAUUCAUCCAAAUCGUGAGCGGACUACACUACAGUCGUUUAGACAUCCUCUACAGUCAAUAGAUUUAUCCCGGGCUGUGCUCGCUUUCCUCCCAACAUAAUGCUGGCCGCCGUCGUUUACGUGAAACACUGUACAUGAGUACAGUGUAAAACACCAAUCGGUCAAAUAAAUAAAUAAAUAGAUAAAUAUGGUCUGUAUUACAAACAUUUCCAGGUUAAAAUUGUCCAAAAAAAAACCAACAACAACAACAACACAUUUUCUAUCAGAAAAUACUUCUAGGCUAGAAUUCUGGGCUAGCUCCGUGGAUGAAAGGUAUUGUUUGCGUUGUCAUUUUCCUUCCCGCAACCAGAGAUCUCGUUUGGGUUGAAACAAAUUGGGAGUCGUUCAUAUAUCUAUAGUGUGAGUACAGACGUGGUCAGCUGUGAAAGGCAAAAACGUAGAAAAUAAAUGUUGUCACAAGCGAAAGUUAGAUGGAAUAUCAUAUUUCAGUACCUGGUUAUACACAUGUAAUUUUCAGUUAUAGGUCAUUAGACAAGCUUGAAAAACAUUAGUGCAACUUUUCGACAUGUAUAAUUGGACAUUCAAAACAAAAUUGUUUUUAUAUGUAUAUGUUUCAAAUUAGUGACAUGUCGCUACUCACAAGAAUCAUAUGAUUGCAAUGUCUAUCGAUAUGAAACGCUUACAGCAGAUACAGAGAGUAAAACCAGAGCAGGUGUGGCAGUUGAUAAAUUGUCACACGUAUAACCGGUGAAAUACGGCUCCGUCUCACUUUAUGUAAGGGUUUUAUUCUGUUCAUGGGGAUUUUUAAUUACAUCAAAGCUGUUCCCUUUGAACCGAUUGAUAUUGCAUUUCUCCGUUGAAUUGAUACGCCAUUAAUUGGACCUGGAAGGACUGUUAUCUAUUUGUGUAUAUCCCCAAGCAAUAAGGGGACAAUAAUGGCGAUAUGUUAUUCUGUAAUAAACUAUCGACAUAUCAAAUAAGCACGGUUUUGUUCUC
Liolophura sinensis is the source of this 3324-nucleotide messenger RNA. Its product is annotated as integral membrane protein GPR180-like. Bases 66 to 1379 code for a protein of 437 amino acids. Gene Ontology annotation, biological process: response to pheromone; G protein-coupled receptor signaling pathway. NCBI's taxonomy places the organism in Eukaryota, Metazoa, Mollusca, Polyplacophora, Chitonida, Chitonidae. The transcript is spliced from 9 exons. The record is from RefSeq and is a predicted model, not a curated record.